Molecule: messenger RNA, 1426 nt
Organism: Frankliniella occidentalis (western flower thrips)
Lineage: Eukaryota; Metazoa; Arthropoda; Insecta; Thysanoptera; Thripidae
Product: 3'(2'),5'-bisphosphate nucleotidase 1
Exons: 6
Coding region: 180-1103 (307 amino acids)
Biological process (GO): phosphatidylinositol phosphate biosynthetic process
Molecular function (GO): 3'(2'),5'-bisphosphate nucleotidase activity
Source: RefSeq, a predicted model, not a curated record
CCCCCCCUCCCCCACACCGUUACGUCUCCCCUGUUAUCUAAGUGACGUUGUAUAGUCAUUUUUGCUGUCGACCUCAACUAAAGAAAAAAAAAAUCCAAGGUAUUUGCAACUCCUUGAUUUUGUGAGUUAUUUACCUGACUGUCUGAUCGAAUUUGUGACCACAACAGGAUUCAUCUACUAUGGCUCAAAGCUCACCCCUUAUCCUUCGUCUGGUUGCUUUCUCCAUAAAUGCUGCCAACAGGGCUGGGAAAAUUAUACGAGAUGUAUGGAGUCAGGGAGAGCUCGGUAUUGUGGACAAGGGCAAGAAUGAUCUUCAAACAGAGGCAGAUCGAUCUGCCCAACGCUGCAUCAUUGCUUCUCUUUUACGUCAGUUCCCUAAUAUAACUAUUAUUGGAGAGGAAGGAUCAAGUAACUGUGAAGUGCCAUCUGACUGGCUGGUAACUGAGAGUGAUCCAAGUGUUCUGCAACUCAACUGUCCGAAGGAGUUUGAAUCUGUGACGGAUAAGGAGGUGGUAGUAUGGGUUGAUCCACUUGAUGGCACAUCAGAAUAUACUCAAGGUCUGUUAGAGCACGUCACAGUUCUUGUAGGUAUAGCGGUUGGGAGUCAAGCAGUUGGAGGCAUAAUCCAUCAACCAUAUUAUGGUUAUGCAUCUGGUGCUGAAUCUCUUGGACGCACUCUUUGGGGUAUUAAAGGAAUUGGGGUUGGUGGUUUCACCCCCAGUAUCCCCCCAGCAAAUCAAAGAAUCAUUGCUACUACAAGGUCCCACUCCAAUGCUCUUGCUGAACAAGCAAUUGAAGCACUCAAGGCUGACAAAGUGCUAUGUGUUGGUGGAGCUGGUCAUAAGGUCUUACUACUGAUGGAGGGUAAAGCCCAUGCCUAUGUUUUUGCUCGAGAUGGAUGCAAGAGGUGGGAUACAUGUGCUCCAGAAGCAGUACUAGAAGCAAUGGGUGGUCGACUGACGGACAUGCGUGGGAACCAGUAUGCCUAUGAUCACAAUACUUAUCAUGCAAAUAAAGGAGGAGUCCUUGCCACGGCAAAAGGAGAAGAUCAUGAUUGGUACAUCCGAAACAUCCCUGAAAAUGUUCGAGAAUCACUCAAGUAAUCAAUGAAAGAACUUUAACAAAAAAUAUUUUAAUGGAAAAAAGUAAUUUUCAGAUUGAGAUCACUUUUUAAUUCCAUGGUUUUGUUAUUCCACAUAUCCAAUCAUUCCCAGUUUAAAAGCUAACAGUUGUUAAAAACAAAACAAAAAUUGUUCUGCAUUUCAAUUAAAUUUUUGAUCUGAAAUCACUUUGGUACCUGAAGGUAAGGGUUUACUUUGCAAACUCAUGUCUAUGAAGACUGUAAAAUGUUUAGAUUAUGACGUUUCUUGUUAUUGUUUUGCUAUGGUUGAUGUUUGGAUUUUUAAAUGAAGUUAUUUUGUCAGUA